AUGCCUAGGGGUCAAAAGAAUAAGCAUCGCAAACGUAUGAAAAAUAAAAAACGCAAUCAUGAGAAACAUCAUCAUGAAAUAGAUAAUUCUCAGAAUCACAAGGGAGCCCUGGAUAGUGCAGCAGUGGAAGAAAAGCCUUCCUGCUCCUCCUCUUCUGUGCUUGGGGAAAUUUCUGAGAAGUCACCUGCUUCUGAAUCAAGUAGUGCUACUAUUGAGUGCCCUUCCUGUGCACCUUUACCUGUCACUACUAGCAAUGAUGAUACAGAAUUUGAUGAGGGUGAAUACUGCCAUGAUGCGGGACACUCACUUCAUUCAGAAUAUCAACCUUGCCAUGAUAAUCCAUGCAAAGAUUGUCUAGAUAUGUACGUGGCUUUUGUAGAGCAGUGCGUACUCUACAAAUUUAAAAUGAAACAACCCAUUACUAGAGAAGAUUUACUAAAUGUUAUUGGCCCAGACUACCAGUUCAGAUUUCAGGAGAUAUUUAAGAGAGCUUUUGAGCACAUUGAAAUUAUGUUUGCAGUUGACGUGGUAGAAACUGACUCAACUAAUCACUUAUACGACCUAGUCAGCAAGAUACAACUCCCCAACAAAGGAAGGGUUUGUGCUGGCAGGGGUUUACCAAAAACUUUUCUUCUUAUGACUCUUCUGUCUCUGAUUUUGGUGAAGGGUAAAUCUGUUGCUGAGAAAGAGGUCUGGAAAUACCUGAAUACGAUGCAAGUGUACCCAGGGAGGAAGCAUUUCAUCUAUAGAGAGCCCAGGAAGCUCAUCACUAAAGAUUUUGUGAAACUCGAGUACCUGAAGUAUCAGCAGAUACCAAAUAGUGAUCCUCCACAAUAUGAGUUCCUUUGGGGUCCAAAAGCUUACAAUGAAACUAUCAAGACAAAAGUCCUAGAAUUUAUUCGUAAACUCAGUGACAUUGAACCCAGUCAGUUCUUCACACAACAUGCAGAAACAGUGAGAGAAGAAACUGGAGCCAAUCCUGGCACUAAUGCCAGGCCAAAACCAUCACCAUGUCCAGAGGGUUCUGAAACCUCAGUAAAUUAUGAGCCUUUAUCUUCAGACAAGUAA
This is a messenger RNA of Onychomys torridus (southern grasshopper mouse), 1068 nucleotides long. RefSeq names its product melanoma-associated antigen B5-like. The record is from RefSeq and is a predicted model, not a curated record. Bases 1 to 1068 code for a protein of 355 amino acids. NCBI's taxonomy places the organism in Eukaryota, Metazoa, Chordata, Mammalia, Rodentia, Cricetidae. Gene Ontology annotation, biological process: negative regulation of transcription by RNA polymerase II. The transcript has a single exon. Gene Ontology annotation, cellular component: nucleus.